This is a messenger RNA of Schistosoma guineensis, 1810 nucleotides long. NCBI's taxonomy places the organism in Eukaryota, Metazoa, Platyhelminthes, Trematoda, Strigeidida, Schistosomatidae. The record is from the annotation of a GenBank genome assembly.
UGCCAAGUGAUUUUUUCGUAUUCUAUGUGGUGGAUCCACUUCUUGACAACCGACUGGAACAUGGGUAUAGAUUUAUAUUAAAAGUGAACUGUUCUUCAAAAACGGUGUGUGCCAUCUAUUAACUCCUUUAUCCAACCUGAAAUAUGACUUCGUGAUACUUUUAUGGUACAAAGAUAGUAACCAACAUUUACGGACAUUAUUAUUUGUACUUCAGUCGUCUCAUGAUAAGUGCGCGAGAUAAACUAAUAUCACCCUACAAGCAAAUGAUCAAGUUACAACUAAGUAACUUAGUUUUACAAUACUUUUCUUUCCCUUUCAUUUCAACGUCUUUUUGUUUUUGUUUAUUUUUUCUCUGUCUUUUUAUGAAGUUUGUGAGUUUAAGCUCAUCAACCUUUUAGCUCGAGGUCAUACGUUGUUAUGCCUAUCGAUUCACAUGAAAUGUGUUUCUCCACUAAACUAUUCAUUUUUUUCUUUUACUUUCUGUAUGUACGAAGGAUCAAUGAGAAUGUCGGUUGCACCAGUUCAACAGGGUCCAUUUAUGAAGGAUCAGUUGGUUCAAUUGCGGGCACAGAUUAAUGCUUUCAAGCUACUUUCCAAAUCACAGCCAGUCCCUGAAACAUUAUUACUAGCGGCCGAAGGAAGACAGUUACUCGGUCAUGCACCUAUUGUUAUGAGUGGACCACCUGCACCAAAUGUCCCUGUACAACAAUGGAAUCAAUCUUCUGUAAACUCCAUGCAAAAUUCGCCAUUUGUCGGGUCUCCUCAGUCGUCUGUCGUUCAGAGUGAAUUCCAUCCGGCGAAUCCUGCCCUAGCAAUAUCUCGAGUAAGACCUAAUAUCCAACCAAGUUUAGUGGCUGCACGUAUAGGUCCCCCAGUAGGCUAUCAAUCAUAUACAACCUCAUCUUCAAAUGGAACCUUUCUGCCUGGGGGUACUGGCACAUAUGGAAGGAGUAGACUUACUCCUAUUCAACGACCUCAGGGUUUGGAUCCCGUAGAGCUACUAAAAGAGAGGGAACAGCGUAUCCAGUCUCGCAUUGCGCAGCGUAUCAAAGAACUAAGUAGUCUUUCUGUAUCUAGUACAUCGGAACAAAGAGUAUCAUUAUUGAUUGAACUUCGUGCUUUGCGUCUACUGAAUUUUCAGCGACAACUAAGGCAAGACAUAGUGUCAGCUAUGCGCCGAGACACGAGCCUUGAGACAGCUCUUAAUGUCAAGGCGUACAGAAGGCCGAAAAAACAAACUCUUCGAGAGGCUCGGUUCACGGAAAAGUUGGAGAAACAAAUGAAACAUGAGCAAGAAAAAAGGCGUCGUCAAAAACAUCAAGAAUUUCUGAAUGCUGUUCUUAGCCACGGAAAAGAUUUCCGAGAGUUUCAUCGUAAUGUUAACAGCAGAAUGGUGAAAAUAAACAAAGCCGUUCUAAAUUACAAAGCCAAUGCUGAGCGUGACAAAAGAAAAGAACAAGAACGAAUUGAUCGUGAACGUAUGCGACGUCUUAUGGCUGAAGAUGAGGAAGGUUAUCGCUGUCUUAUUGAUGCGAAAAAAGACCAGAGACUUCAUCACUUACUCACCCAAACAGAUGAAUUUAUUAGUAAUUUGACUAAACUUGUUCGUGAACAUAAACGAGAGCAAAGUAAGCAGCGUUUUAGGGAACGGUCGGAAAGAAGAAAAUUCGCACAGGAAUCAGCUCUGCAAAAUGCUGUUGUAUUCUAUCGAAAAUUGGCUGAUGAUGUCAUUAAAAACGGUGGACAACCCCGGCGUAUUUUUCUACUCUUCCAUCUACUGAGAAAUUUCCUGAAGAACUUAAUCAAGUGA